Aspergillus pseudotamarii is the source of this 729-nucleotide messenger RNA. RefSeq lists its product as uncharacterized. Bases 1 to 729 code for a protein of 242 amino acids. Lineage: Eukaryota; Fungi; Ascomycota; Eurotiomycetes; Eurotiales; Aspergillaceae. The record is from RefSeq and is a predicted model, not a curated record. The transcript is spliced from 3 exons.
AUGGCCACGACUCGUACCCGCGUUUGUGAACCAUUCACACUUUCUUCUGUAAUGGUUGUUCUUUUAGACUCUCCAGGUCUGGGAUUAAAGGGUCGCCUGGUGUUGAAGCUCUUCGACCGACGCUUUGCGCCCCAGCUCAGAAAGGACCACAAACUUAAACCUUGGACGUCGGACAUCGAACGCCAAUAUCAUGAUUUUGUCCAUGAUGGUUGUGCUUUAGAAUUUAUCACCAGACUUAAUACUGAUAGUAAAAUGGCCGAGGAAGCAGGAGACACAUGGAAUGACCCCCAAAAUGAAGCGUAUCUCCAUGACCAUAUGCAGGAUCUCUGUGAGGCGGAGGUUGAGGUGUACCAGACCCUAAAAGACAUCCAAGGGAAAGAUAUCCCUCAGCUAUUUGCCUACCUGACAGUGCCUAGCUCCUCUUCAUCGCAGGAACUGUCGGUCAAUACAUAUAUUGAUGUCCCAGGGGUUCUUUUGCAGUGUAUGGACGGUUUUCUAUUGACCGAUAUUGCUGCGCACGCUCCGCAGGAGGUCUGGCAGUCCGUCUGUGAUGAUGCCAUUCAGAUUGUUAAUCUGAUAGGUGAUAGAGGAAUUCUAAAUGAGGAUGUCAAGACAAGGAACUUGAUUGUGCAGGAAAAUUCAGGAAGGAAGUUCAAGGUGUUUAUGAUUGAUUUUGCCUUAUGCAAUUUCCGCAGGGAGCUUUGUCUACCGUCGAUCUGGUCAAUAUAA